This is a messenger RNA of Arabidopsis arenosa, 809 nucleotides long. NCBI's taxonomy places the organism in Eukaryota, Viridiplantae, Streptophyta, Magnoliopsida, Brassicales, Brassicaceae. The record is from the annotation of a GenBank genome assembly.
GCCAUGCCAAUGACUCGAUAGGCCUGCGACAAAUUUUAAAAUGAAUCAUCGAAGUAUGUAUAAGUGGUAGAGCUUUUAAAAGAAUGCGGAAUCUUCGGUUCCUCCGUAUAUUCAAAAGCAGAGUUGAUGGGAAUGAUAGAGUGCACAUACCUGAGGAGAUGGAGUUUCCGCGUCGUCUAAGGUUACUACAUUGGGAGGCAUAUCCAAGCAAGAGUCUCCCUCCUAGAUUUCAUCCUGAAUAUCUUGUUGAACUUGAUAUGAAGUAUAGCAAGCUCGAGAAGCUCUGGGAUGGAAUCGAACAAAACGGGGAAUGGUGUGAUGAUCCCCGAGUUUUAUGUCGCCGAAUACGCAAAGGCUACUUGUACCCCAUAGAGGAUCUUGCUCGUGGUAUCUCCAGAAGCCAAACGAAACAUCUGUUUAUUUUUCACUCUGACUCGUUUGACAAACACAUAUGGCUUGAAGUGAGCAAAGAGAUAACGUUCAAAUUCAGCAGCAAAUACCAAGACUUCGACAUUUUUGAAUGUGGCGUCCAGAUCUUGACAGACGAAACCUUUGGAAGCAACAAUGAGGGAUCUGGCGAUGAAGAUGGCGGCAAUGACCACUGGGAUACACAUGAAUCGGGUGAAGCGUCAAAUGAAGAAGAAGACGACGAUGAUAAUAUCGCUGAGGGGAGAAGCGUCCGACAAAGAAGAUGGCUACAAAUCUGAAUCUGGGUAGGCGCCCAAAGAUGGGGACUACAUAUCUCUGUACAGGAAGCGUCCGAGGAAGACAACAAUGACGAUAGCUACGAAUAAAUCUUUAAGAUUUUU